AUGGUUAUAAAAUGAAUGAGUGAGUGCUUCAAGUGCACCAUAGUCAUAUCCUACCUGUCCCGCUGCAGCCACACCAGGUUGUCUUGGAAAUAGACUAAAACAUCAAACAUCAAGUAAUUUCAGAGACCUCUCCUGUCAAGCGGAUACGAAACGGUACUAUCAGUCUCAUGCGAUGUGGUGGGGUACACUGGGCACUGUGCGACCCUUCCCCAACUUCAACUCAGAGAAGGACGCCCGCCACAUUCAAACUGCCCUGGAGAGCAAAGACAGUGAUGUGAACACUUUGGUGAGAAUCCUGACCAAUCGAAACAAUGUUCAGAGACAAAGCAUCGCAGAGUCCUACCGUAACCUCACACAGAAGGAGUUAUGUCCUGCCCUGAGGAAAGCUCUGUCAGGGGGGCUGGAGCAACUCAUGCUGGGGCUGAUGAUGACCCCCUCUCAGUUUGACGCCCAUCGCCUCAGACAGACCAUAGAGGGUAUUGGUACAGAUGAAGAGAGUCUAUUGGCUGUGUUGUGUACCAAAUCACCACAGCAGCUUAAAGAUGCCACUAUUGCCUACAAACAGGAGUUUGGACGUUACUUGGAGAAUGAUCUUAUCAGUGAGACUAGUAAAGACUUCACUAAGCUGGUACUGGCCAUACUCAAGAAGGAGGAGCUGAAUUCAAAGGAGAUGGUUGAUUAUCAGCUCAUUGACCAGGAUGUUAAGGCUCUAAAUGAUGCUGUGAAUGGUAAGAAAAAGGACCCAGCCCCCUGGAUUCAGGUGUUAACCACGAGAGACUCAAACCAUCUCAACAGAGUGCUAUCCAGGUUGGAGGAUCUGAGAGGGGAGACUGUGGAUAAAACAGUACAGAGUCACUUCUCUGGGGACCUGAGGCUUGGCUUCCGCACUCUGGUUGGCUCCAUCCCAAGUAUUCCUUUGUUCCUGGCCCAGCGUCUACACAGCAACAUUAAGAAAGGCAGUUUAGUGCAGGGGAUUCUUAUCAGCCACAGUGAAGAGGACCUCCUCUGUGUGAGAAUCGAGUAUCGCAGACUGACCAACACUUCACUCUACUCUACAUUGCAGAAAGAAUACAAAGGAGAGAUGCAGCAGGCUCUCCUAGCCUUGUGUCGAUCUGAAGACCUGUAAAGGAAGAAUACCUUUUAACCUACACUCAGUACAUAUUAUUUCCGUUGUUGUAACCUAAGAACUGGUAUUAUGUCGCUCCAUUAAACAAUUUACACGUCUUUGAUAUUUCAG
Molecule: messenger RNA, 1237 nt
Organism: Oncorhynchus gorbuscha (pink salmon)
Lineage: Eukaryota; Metazoa; Chordata; Actinopteri; Salmoniformes; Salmonidae
Product: annexin A2-like
Exons: 12
Coding region: 173-1126 (317 amino acids)
Cellular component (GO): cytoplasm
Molecular function (GO): calcium ion binding; calcium-dependent phospholipid binding
Source: RefSeq, a predicted model, not a curated record